AUGACCAAGUGUGACAUAAAGAACUACCUGGAGAACAUCUAUAAUGUCCCUGUUGGAGCAGUUCGCACCAGGAUACAGUUUGGCUCCAACAAGAAGAGGAAUCAUCGAAACCAGAAGAUCAAGCAGCCUGACUACAAAGUAGCCUACGUUCAGCUGGCCCAGGGCCAGACCUUCAGCUUCCCGGAUGUCUUCCCAGAAAAAGAUAAGACGCCAGAGGAGGGCUCCAUGGAAGAGAUGGAGCAGAAGUUCAUGGAGGACGAGAAGCAGAGGCAGAAACUUGACCCCAGGAGAGGAGGGGUCACGGAGUGGUUCGGACUCUGAGUCAGCCCACUGACCGGGAACUCUGUUCUCAUAUGGCGUGGCGUGGGUGUGUGUGU
Messenger RNA from Notothenia coriiceps (black rockcod), 377 nucleotides. It is a transcript of the gene mrpl23, whose product is annotated as mitochondrial ribosomal protein L23. The coding region runs from base 1 to 321 and encodes 106 amino acids. The record is from RefSeq and is a predicted model, not a curated record. The transcript has 3 exons. Gene Ontology annotation, molecular function: structural constituent of ribosome. Gene Ontology annotation, cellular component: ribosome; mitochondrial large ribosomal subunit. Gene Ontology annotation, biological process: mitochondrial translation. Lineage: Eukaryota; Metazoa; Chordata; Actinopteri; Perciformes; Nototheniidae.